Molecule: messenger RNA, 1329 nt
Organism: Penicillium crustosum
Lineage: Eukaryota; Fungi; Ascomycota; Eurotiomycetes; Eurotiales; Aspergillaceae
Exons: 1
Coding region: 1-1329 (442 amino acids)
Source: RefSeq, a predicted model, not a curated record
AUGUCACCAAUCAUGAAAGGCAAACUAAUGUACUUCGACGAAGUAGCCUGGGACAAAAGCGACGAGGAACUAUCAGCCUGGAAAACAAUCCUCCUUACCUCAGACUCCAUGAAAAGAAUAACAAGAAUAAUCAAAACCCACCGAAAAGGCAUAGCAGACCAACUCUUCACCCCGCAAAAAGGCUCCUUCAACAUGAUAAUCCGUCUCCGCUUCAUCGACAGCGCCUCGGCCAUAAUCCGCUUCCCAAUCCCAGGCUACUCAAUCUUCCCAGAAGAAAAACUCCACCACGAAGUGUCCGUCAUGCGUUUUCUCGAGCGUAACACAGGAAUCCGCAUCCCGCAUGUCUUUCACCACGGCAGCGAAGCCGAAUUUCCGCUUGGCUUUGGCCCGUUCAUUAUCAUGGAGUAUAUCGACCAUGACGCUGAUCUGGUUGAUGCACUGAAUACACCCGGAAUACCGGAUGAAGAGCGGCCUGUUCUCGAUCCCAAUAUCGAUGAGGGUAGGCUGCGCUCGGUGCAUAAUCAGAUGGCGGGGUUGUUGCUGCAGGUUGCCAAACAUUCGUUCCCGCGUAUUGGAUGUAUAUCUAAUACUGCGGAAGGAAAGUUCGAUGAUGAGUGGGUUGUUGAGCACAGGCCGUUGAGUAUCAAUAUGAAUGAGCUUGUUCAGGUUGGUGGUGUGCGGCCGCAGGAUCUACCAGGGAUCACGGAAACGUUUGCAAGUGGUGCGGAGUAUUUACUUGCUCUUGCGGAAUUGCAUAUGACGCAUCUUUCGUCGCAGCGGAAUGACGCUAUUGAAGAUGAGGAGGAUUGUAGGACGAAGUAUAUUGCGCGGUGCUUGUUCCGGAAACUUGCUAGGGAGGGCCGGCUUUGUUGGGCUAAUGAGGAAGGGGUGUUUAAGCUAUUCUGCGAUGAUCUACGGCCGGCGAAUGUGCUUGCCAACUCGGACUUAGGGUAUAAGAUAUCCGGGGCUAUUGAUUGGGAGUUUACUUAUGCGGCCCCGUUGGAGUUUGUGUAUAGUCCGCCGUGUUGGCUACUGCUUGAACGGCCGGAGUACUGGGAAGACGGGCUUGAUGACUGGGAGAGGGUGUAUGAGGCCCUGUUGGGGGUUUUCUUGCAGGAGCUGCGGAUGCGAGAGGAUGUUGACAUUCGGCGUGGGGUUAUUGGGGAGGAGAAUCGGCUUUCAGGUCAUAUGAGGGAGAGCUGGGAUAAUGGCGGGUUCUGGGUCAGUUAUGCGGCGAGGAGGAGUUGGGCCUUUGAUGUUAUCUACUGGGCGAGGAUUGAUCGGAGGUUUUUUGGGGAGGGGGUUUGGAGGAUCGGAUUGGGUUGUUAA